AUGUGUGAAAUAUUUCACAAGUUCAUCAUGGGGCUACGGGACUUUUUAAAAGAUUAUUUUCUUGGUUUCUGGGACUAUGAAACACCAAAGGUGAUGGUGGUUAAAAACAAAACUCUUGGAGUCAUAUACAGAAGUGUUCAAUGUCUUGUGAUCACCUAUUUCAUCUGGUAUGUCUUCAUAAGUCAGAAAGCCUACCAAGAGAGUGAAACCCGUCCAGAGAGCUCAGUUUACACGCUCAUGAAAGGCACAGCAGUUCAUGGAGAUGAUAUCUUAGACACUGUGGAGUACGCUCGACCCUCAGAGGGCGGUGAUGUGAUUAGUACAAUAUUGAGACGAGAAGUUACCUAUGAUCAGAAACAAGGAACCUGCGCUGAGCAUUUCAAAGUUGCCAAUGCCAACUGUACGAGAGACUCUGACUGUGUCCAGGGAGAGGUUGACUUUAAUGGCCAUGGCAGAAGGACCGGCAGAUGUGUUCAGUACUACAACCACACCUUCAAAACCUGUGAGAUCCAAACAUGGUGUCCUAUUGAGGAGUACGCAGUAAUACGAGAACCAGCAUUAGUGGAGGCCAUCAAUUUCACAGUGUUCAUCAGGAACUCUAUCCACUUCCCCAGAUUUAAAGUGCUGCGGGGAAAUAUCAAAGAUGCUACACAAAAACGUAACAUUCGGAAAUACCUCAACAAGUGUCAAUACAAUGAGGAGAAAGAGCCGUACUGUCCAAACUUCCGCCUGGGCUACAUCGCAGAUCAAGCCAACGAGAAGUUCAGUGAGCUCUGCAGGACUGGAGGAGUGAUAGGGGUUUUCAUCAACUGGUAUUGUAACCUGGACCUGGAUCCUUCAAACUGUAAACCUACAUAUUCCUUCCGCCGUCUUGAUCUCCGAAAGGACCAGGCCAGCGCUGGUUACUAUUUCAGGUUUGCCAAAUAUUACAGUAGGGAAGGAGUAGAGUCUCGAACACUCAUCAAGGCUUACGGCAUCCGUCUGGAUGUCAUAGUUCACGGACAUGCUGGUAAAUUCAGUCCCAUCCCAACUAUCAUCAGCACAGUUACUGCUAUGACUUCAAUUGGGAUUUGUACCAUUAUCUGUGACUGGAUCAUGCUGACUUUUAUUGACAAGAAUGAAGUCUACAGUGAUAGAAAGUUUGAUGAGGUUAUCAAGGAGCCCACGGCGUCCAUUCCCACAGAACUCAGCUUCAUCCACAGCUACGGCUCAAACCUUUCAGACCUGUCAGACGGUGUACCGCUGUAAUGUCGUCACAGCUGCUUCAGUCCUCGCUGGCCAAGAAUGUGGACUCACCUCAACAACAGCAACUCUGAGCGGUUCCUCAGAUGUCUGCAGCACCUCAGCUAUGGGCUGCCAGUGGUCGCUAUGCUGUUGUUAGUGGAAAUAAACAGUGACAGAAGGCAUCAUCUGAAAGACAGCCUGUCGGCUCAAAGUCCCUGCCUGUGCAGUGGAUUCAGCUCAUAUAUCUCUAUGUGACAAUACAAUUGUUGCUUUUUCACUUGACAUGACUUGCAGUAGCACCACUUAGAAAACGUU
Messenger RNA from Cottoperca gobio, 1539 nucleotides. RefSeq names its product purinergic receptor P2X, ligand-gated ion channel, 2 (gene p2rx2). The record is from RefSeq and is a predicted model, not a curated record. Gene Ontology annotation, biological process: calcium ion transmembrane transport; response to ATP. The transcript has 12 exons. Bases 1 to 1248 code for a protein of 415 amino acids. NCBI's taxonomy places the organism in Eukaryota, Metazoa, Chordata, Actinopteri, Perciformes, Bovichtidae. Gene Ontology annotation, cellular component: signaling receptor complex; plasma membrane. Gene Ontology annotation, molecular function: ATP binding; purinergic nucleotide receptor activity; extracellularly ATP-gated monoatomic cation channel activity.